This is a messenger RNA of Exophiala spinifera, 2424 nucleotides long. RefSeq lists its product as uncharacterized. Gene Ontology annotation, biological process: regulation of DNA-templated transcription; DNA-templated transcription. Gene Ontology annotation, molecular function: DNA binding; DNA-binding transcription factor activity, RNA polymerase II-specific; zinc ion binding. The transcript is spliced from 4 exons. The record is from RefSeq and is a predicted model, not a curated record. The coding region runs from base 1 to 2424 and encodes 807 amino acids. Lineage: Eukaryota; Fungi; Ascomycota; Eurotiomycetes; Chaetothyriales; Herpotrichiellaceae.
AUGACCGAUGAAGAUCAAGAAUCGACUCCGCGAAGGCAUGAGUCACGGCUCGCCCGGCGCGAUGCAUCUCCCAUUGAUAGUCAAUCAUCAAGGCCACGGAAACAACGUCGGCUAGCCACCGAAGAGAGACAGCGUGCUGUACGGGCUUGCGACGGCUGUCGGAAAGUCAAGGAGAAAUGUGAAGGUGGUGUUCCAUGCCGCCGCUGUAGCCACUUUGGGAGGCCUUGUGAGUUCAAGGUCCUGCCCUCCAAAGUACCGGGCAUAGUAUCGCAACAGGGGAGUCUCGAAGCACCCGAAGUGCCUAUCGACGAGGUCCUCGAACGCUCCAGGUACUUGGAACGUAUCCUGAGGCACAAGCUCCCACAGUUUGAUCUCAGCACUCGGAAUCUUCGAGAUGAAGCUCAAGCUCUUGAUCCUAUGAGUGUCUCUCGCACUGCCUGUGCAGACCAACCAACAGGUCAGGAUGAAGGUGACCUUGAGAUCGAGGACGAGCGGGCCACGCUUGACCCUAUUACGGAAAACGUUGCUCAUUACUCCGGGGAGUUUUCGUACUGGAAUUUCUCUAUGCGGAUAAAAAAACACGUUAAUGCUCUAAUGCUAACUUCCGACGAUCAGACGUCUGCGGACCCACCUUACCACUCACGUGAAGCACUCCUUUCAGAAGCCCGCAAUCUCCUCGAGACGCUUUCCUGUGUUCCCCCUCGCCAAAUAGCGGAGUUUCUCGUUCAUGUUUUUUUCAAGCAUGCAGCUAUCAACUUUUUCUACGUUGAUAGGUCCUGGCUUAACGAUAAAAUUUCUCAGGUAUAUGACCGACCUUCGACACUGACUUCGAGGGAUGGUGCUACUGCGAGCAUUGUUCUGAUGAUCUUUGCCGUUGGUAGUCAAUAUGCCCAUCUGGAAUCUGUCGAUCGACAAGGUAGUGCCAAGGACUCGUGCGACCAUGAGGCUGGCAACAUGUUCUACCAACAUGCACUAAAACUGCUCCCUGAUAUUAUACAUCUAGGCUCUUUGGAAAGCGUGCAGGCUUGCCUUCUAUUUGGCCUAUAUGCACUUCCGCUCGAUGCUUCUGGACUUGCUUACGUCUAUUUGAACAUGGCAAUAAAACUGGCCAUGCAAAACGGUAUGCACAGGAACAUUCCGGGCAAUACAUUCAGUGCCACAAUCAAGGAAACAAGGAAUCGUGUAUGGUGGACGGCAUACUGCACAGAGAAGAAAAUCGGGAUUUUUCAUGGCCGCCCAUUGUCAGUGCUUCCUUCAGAUAUCGAUGCGGCUCUACCUCGAGAUGAUCGAGCAGACAUGUCUAGAAUCCCGCAUAUGCUAGUAUCAAUCCGACUCAUGGAUCGCCUCGGCGCGUUGUCGAACGAGAUCAUGCUGCUCCGGAAUUGUCAGAAGCACGAAGUUUCCGGCAUCCUCAAUCGAUUGGUCGCAAUGAAGGAUGACCUGAGGUCCUGGUGGGAAUCGCUACCGACAGGUCCAGCUGGCCAGAAAGUCUCACCUCAAUCACCACACUUUCGUCCCAACACCCAUCUUCAGCUGGAGUAUUGUCUGUUGCGCAUGUUUGCUGGAAGGCCUUUCCUUCUUACCCUUACGACAGCAAAUCCAAGCCCUCCUUCAACGACAGAGAGUCACAGUACUCCGCAUGCGACAAGGAGUUCGACAGGAAAAGCGCUGCCAAGCUCGAACUCAAAGGGUAGCUCGCGCACCUCUAUCCUCGUUGAUGACUGUGCUCAAGCCGCAAAGGAAGCGAUAGACAUAUGCGUAUAUCUUCGUUCAACUGGGGCCGGCCUUGCGCGAGCGUCCUACGUGGAAUACAGCUCCUGCCGAGCUUCACUACUGGUUUUAAUUGCCUACUGCAUACAGAACCAAACAGACGAGUUCUAUGACACUCUCGGAAAAGGACUAGACAUUAUCCGCGAGAUGUCGACGGUCGGUGAAUCGGCGAAGAGUGAAGUAUUUUUGAUCGAAUCUUUGGAGCAAGCACUGAAACGUUUGCAUUUCUUUCGAGAGAAGUCAAACCCCAACAAACAUCAAAGCCCUUUGAACCCUGCCUCUGGGUACGAGAACUUCAGGCAGUGGACAAGAAAUUCGACCACAAAGGAUAAUUCAGACAUCGCCACACAAGAUCCUUCGCCCCCAAGUCAAGAUCACCAAGGUCCUGGGAAGAGUUCGCCGUAUGCGAAUGCAAUGCUACCGAGCUCACGCUUGUCCCAUAUCAGCAAUGACCUCUGGCAGGAAAGUCACCCUUUCAGCAGCAACGAUGCUGAGCUUCAUGGACUGAACAAUCUGCAAUCUGCCGCUGGUUCCGCGUUUUUUGCGAUGGAAAACUAUGCUCCUGCUUUGGAUGGCUUCGUUCAUCCAGAAAGUCAACUACUGGAAAAUUUCUUGGCAAUUCCAGACUACGAAUUUCCUUUCCAAACGGAAUGA